AUGAAUGUGUUGGAUGAUGAAGAUGACCAAAGCUUUCACGCUAUGCGUGACGGCUACUCCCAUUUGAGCGAUGUCGAAUGGGAUGCGGUUGAACGGAUGGGUUCUACCAUGGGCAUCCAUGCUGUUAGCGUCAUGCUAGAGGCUCUCAAUAGAGAUGCCCAACAUGCUACUAUCGCCAAGUUCAUUCAAAAUGAACUUGACGCUGAACGCGAGAAAGUAGCCUUGCUUCACCAACAAGGUUCUCAACAAGCAGAGUUGUUGAGAGAACAGGGUGCUCAACAGUUUGAGCUGUUGAGACAGCAGCAGGCUGCUGCUGGUGGGUCGAUGCACUCGCGUCGACCGAAACCUUGA
This is a messenger RNA of Peronospora matthiolae, 351 nucleotides long. NCBI's taxonomy places the organism in Eukaryota, Oomycota, Peronosporomycetes, Peronosporales, Peronosporaceae. The record is from the annotation of a GenBank genome assembly.